This is a messenger RNA of Fibroporia radiculosa, 1581 nucleotides long. RefSeq lists its product as uncharacterized. Gene Ontology annotation, cellular component: actin cortical patch. The transcript has 8 exons. Gene Ontology annotation, biological process: actin cortical patch localization; actin filament bundle assembly. Gene Ontology annotation, molecular function: actin filament binding; phosphatidylinositol binding. The coding region runs from base 1 to 1581 and encodes 526 amino acids. NCBI's taxonomy places the organism in Eukaryota, Fungi, Basidiomycota, Agaricomycetes, Polyporales, Fibroporiaceae. The record is from RefSeq and is a predicted model, not a curated record.
AUGAAGCUCAAUACGCCACUUCCUCAGCCUCUCCCUAAAGAAUGCGACAAAGCAGCAAAGAUAUUCAAGUCAUUUGUGGAUAGUGGCAACAACGGGCUCGACGGCGUCAUCCCACGCAGUGUACUGCAAAAUGCAAAGGGAUUUGCCAUCUUCACCAUCAUCAAGGCUGGAUUUCUCUUUUCCGCCCGCGCAGGCACUGGAAUAGUCAUUGCUAGGCUUGACGACGGAACAUGGUCUGCCCCGAGUGCGAUUGGAACGGCAGGUGUUGGAGUAGGCGGUCAAGCUGGCGCCGAGAUGACGGAUUUCUUGGUUGUCCUCAAUUCACGUUCGGCCGUGAGGUCUUUCAUGUCUGCAGGCUCCCUCACCCUCGGAGGCAAUUUGAGCAUUGCUGUCGGGCCGCUCGGCAGGAAUGGAGAGGCUAGUGGCUCGUUGAACACCAAAGGGAAGAUGGCAGCAAUGUAUAGCUAUUCAAAAACCAGGGGACUCUUUGGUGGCGUAUCCAUAGAGGGCUCGGUGAUUGUUGAACGUCAAGACGCCAAUGCACAAGCUUAUCGUAACGAUAUCUCGGUAAAGACUCUGUUGAGUGGCGCGGUUCCACCGCCCGAGUGGGCUCAGCCAUUGAUCAGGACGUUAGAGGCGUGCACCGGUAUGCCCGGUAGUAGAGGGUGGGUGCAGGAGCUUCGGGCGCGUCACGACAGCAAUUACAUGUUUGACGGAGUUGAAAGUCCCCGCGACGAGCUGGGUCCUUCGUCGAGUUAUGCUGAAGAUGAGCUCUAUGGCAGUGCCUCGGAAACAAGGCCUAACAUGAAGAAGACCAAGUCGCGCUCAGGCAGUCUGUCAUUCUCGCCGACGAGCUGGGGCCGCCGCAAAAGCUCCGCAUCACAGUUUGCAUCCGAGUUUCAUGACCCAGCUCGCGCACCGGUUCCCAUGGACAUGGCAGAGACGGACUCACCUUCGUCUACAAUAUCAUCACGGCGCGCGUGGGAGGAUCGCCCGUCCUCGCGCUCCUUGCGCAAGCCGAACCCCACUACAGAGUACUUCGACACGAAAUUCGAGUCUGACUUCGCGACGGAUGAGGAGUUACGGCGACAUAAGCGGCUCAGUGUGUCGAAUCCAAAUGCGAGGACAUUCGAUGAUGAGGAUUUUCAAGUUGGCUCGCCGUUCAAUUCGUUACCUCCCUUCGACUCUGCGCGAUCCAAUCUCACGGGAUCAGACGUAGCGAGUAACCGUCGCGCUUAUAGUGCGUAUGCGCCUCCAUCAGAUGGUGAUCCGUUCGAGUCGAGGGACGACCUCGAUACGUUGGACUAUGGGGGCCGUCCGCCCGUCAAACUCAGUAAGACCCCGCCCCCGCCGAAGAUCGUACCAAAGGCGGAGCUGACGAAGCCGUUGAGGCCGCAUGAAGGCGUUGCGCGUGCUAUUGCGUUGUAUAAUUUCAACGCCGUUCAGUCUGGCGACCUGUCAUUCACGAAGGGGCAAGUUAUUACCGUCACGGAGAAGAGUAAUGAUAUUAAUACCUGGUGGAAGGGCAAGGUAGAUGGGCGCGAAGGUGUAUUCCCUGCUAAUUUCGUGGAAGUUGUAUAA